This is a messenger RNA of Cantharellus anzutake, 572 nucleotides long. RefSeq lists its product as uncharacterized. The record is from RefSeq and is a predicted model, not a curated record. The transcript has 3 exons. The coding region runs from base 85 to 477 and encodes 130 amino acids. NCBI's taxonomy places the organism in Eukaryota, Fungi, Basidiomycota, Agaricomycetes, Cantharellales, Hydnaceae.
GAGACCUUCCGCGAGACAUUGGGUCAAGCGUGAAAGAGGAGGGCGGGCGAGCGAAGGAAUUUGCUGCUAUGUCUUUACUACACUAUGCAGUACGAGCAAGACCGGAGCAAAAUCGAGAUGAGCUUUGAUCUUACUCAAUUCCGCAACGAGGACCCUUCUGGCUCACGCAGGCAUCCUCCCCCUGACUUUGUUUCAGCCUCAACGCAGUCCAGUAGUACCACCAUAUUUCUAGGCAGGGGCAGCUCGCAGGAUCACUGGACGUGGACCCAGAAAAGGAAAUAUAUUUGUCUUUCGAACCUUAGCUGUUUGCUGGAGCGUAGACGGUGCUCAACAUGCACGAAAUUGGAAUUACCUUUGGAUUCGCAGCCGCAUAUCGUCUUGGCGCUUCGUUCCCUUUCAAGGACGAUCCAAACUGCGCACGACUUUUCAAGCUGUAUUUGGGGGUUGUCGCAUGCGUGCGAGAAAAGAGGACCGUAACGAUUUAUUUGCAUGAGCGAGUCAGGUCUCCCAACACACCUUCGCUAUUGGCCUGCAUAGCCAUGUUAGCUCGCCAUCAUCCGGUUCCCUUUGUC